Messenger RNA from Papaver somniferum (opium poppy), 2137 nucleotides. RefSeq lists its product as uncharacterized. Gene Ontology annotation, molecular function: double-stranded telomeric DNA binding. The record is from RefSeq and is a predicted model, not a curated record. The transcript has 4 exons. The coding region runs from base 859 to 1281 and encodes 140 amino acids. NCBI's taxonomy places the organism in Eukaryota, Viridiplantae, Streptophyta, Magnoliopsida, Ranunculales, Papaveraceae.
CUCUAGAUAACUCUCGCCGUCCUCUCUUUCUUCCUCCCCUUGUUCCUCAGAAAAGGUGUAGUCUGUAUACAAGAUCUCUGAUUUGUGAUUAAAUUCUGAAGUUAUCUUUCUUCAGAAGAUGGCAUUUUUUCUAGGAUUAAGUUUUCUCUAUUUUUAACUUUCUCAAAAUCAUUUUCUCUGUUAAUGAUUCUAUAUCAGAGGAUUUCUAGUCAGUGAUUCAAAUUUAUUCUUUUCUUUUAAUCUCUUAUUUUCGAAAUUCUUCAUCUUCAGUUGUUUCUCUUUUCCAUUUCUCUCAGAAGUUUCCCACUGUGUGAUAUGAUUCAAUUGAUUGAAGUCGUUUCUCAGAAGAUCCAACUGUGUGAUAUGAUUCAAUUGAUUGAAGUCGUUUCUCAGAAGAUCCAACUGUGUGAUAUGAUUCAAUUGAUUGAAGACGUUUCUCAGAAGAUCCCACUGUGUGAUAUGAUUCAAUUGAUUGAAGACGUUUCUCAGAAGAUCCCACUGUGUGAUAUGAUUCAAUUGAUUGAAGACGUUUCUCAGAAGAUGAGAGAUCCACAUAAGAGUUUUUUAUGUUACUAUUUUUUUCUCGAGCUCGACCGCGUGUGCCGCUCCUGCGAGCUCGACCUCGUGUGCCGCUCAUGCGAGCUCGACCGUUUUAGCAGGUCCUGCGGGCUUGCUCGUUUUAGCAGCUGAACCCAUCUAGGGUUUUGGCCUACUACUAAUAGUCAAGUUAGCAUAGCAUAAUUAUUAAAGAUUUUAGAAAUAGAAAGGGAGGGAAAGAAGUAGAAAGCAGAAUUUUCAGAGAUUUUCAAUCUGAAGAAAUAGAAAGGAAAGGAGAGAAGUAGAAAGGUAAGGAGAAAGAUGGCAGAGAUGCACCACGGUCCAUUUUUGAACCAUGAAAACGAAGCGUUGAUUCAAGCGGUUAUUCAUCAUGGAAGAAACUGGGAAUUCAUCAGAACCCAAUCAGUUUGGAGCCACAUUCUAAUCCACCCGACAGGUCAACAGUUGAAAGAUCGAGUUAGAAGUAUGGUGAGAGCACAUAAUGCUCGGGUUGCAGCUGGUCAACCUGCCAUUUUUCCGGCGCUCACUCAAAUUGAAAUCAAUCUGUUUCUGCAAUUGGGAGGUGCCGCUAGGCAUUAUGGUGAAUGGUUUCCACACGAAACCGAUGCACUUCUUGAUGGUAUUGAUCUAUAUGGUCCUGGUAAUUGGGUGGGGAUCAAAAAUGAUCAAGUUAUAGGUCCACGCCUACUUGAUAAGACGAGACAACAGUUAAGGAUCAAGUAAGAAUUGGUUGUUUUUGGGUGAAGAAGAAAAUGAGGAAGAGGGUGUUAAUGCUCAGGAUUGUGUUAAUGGUGGAGAUGAGGUUCAGGAUGAGCUGGUUAAUGCCGAUAAUGCUCAAGUUGGUGGCAAUGUUGAUAAUGCUCGGGGUGGGGAUGAAGUUCAGGAUGAGCUGGUUAAUGGCGAUAAUGCUCAAGCUGGUGUUAAUGAUGAAAAUGAUCAAGAUAAUGCUAAUGUUGAUCAUGUGCAGGAGGUUCAGAAUGAGUUGGUUCCGAGAAGCCAACCUGGGGUUGCUUUAAAUGGUAGGAUUUCACUUCACCGUAAUGUGAACUGGGGAUUCAGUACCCAGUUGAAUGCUUGGGGUGAUUUUGAGUUUGAUGAUGGACAAGAUUGAUGAAUGACCUGUUUCUCUAUUAUUUGAAGUAUGAAGUGAACUUCUUUCACGGAAAAUGUUCCGGGAGUUUUGUUAGUUAGUACUAACUGGUCCUAAUGUUGUUGGUUACUAGAUCAAAAUUGAAAAACCUAUUAUAUGAUUUUUUAGAAAAACCUGUAUCAUAUGAUUAUGCUAAAAUAGAGGUGUAAUGUUGCACAUGGAUGAGCUACAGAUCAUGGGAUUACAGGUAUGAAGACUGUAAUUCUGAAAUGAGGAUAAAGUUGUUCGUGAUGGUGGUAAUGUACAUGUAAUGGAUUGGUCGUGGCUGUGGUGAUUCUGAAAUCGCAGUUCAUGAGAAUGGUAUUAAUGCUGUGAAAGUUGGUCCACUGAAUAUAUUAAAAAUUUAAAAUAGAGGUGUAGUGUUGCACAUGGAUGAGGUUGUAGUUCUGAAAUGAUGAGAAUGGUAUUAAUGCUGAUUUAGUUCUGGCA